Macrosiphum euphorbiae (potato aphid) is the source of this 3042-nucleotide messenger RNA. NCBI's taxonomy places the organism in Eukaryota, Metazoa, Arthropoda, Insecta, Hemiptera, Aphididae. The record is from the annotation of a GenBank genome assembly.
AUGGAUUCCAUAAGAGUAGCAAUUCGUGUUCGUCCUCUUGUAAAAUCUGAAUUAGAUCGUGGAUGUUCAAAUUGUGUGUUAGCAGAUUCCAUUAAUCAGCAGAUAAUUGUGAAUAACAAUGCUAACCUAACGUUUACAUUUAACUAUGUAUUUAGUACUGAACAUUCUCAAAAUCAAGUCUAUCAAUCGGCUGUUGAAGAUUUAGUUCAAAAAUUGUUUAGUGGAUAUAAUGUUACCAUAUUAGCAUAUGGUCAAACUGGUUCAGGUAAAACUCAUUCAAUGGGAACAAAUUUUGUAGAUGAUGAAAAUGAAGACGAAAAAGGUAUUAUUCCACGAGCCAUCCAAAAUAUUUUCAACGAAGUGCAAAAUAAAUCAGAAGAAGCUACAUUUUCAAUUAAAGCAUCAUUUAUCGAACUUUAUCAAGAACAAGUGUAUGACCUCUUAUCCCCUAAUAGAGCUACUCUUGAUAUUAGAGAAGACGGCCGUGGAAUUUGUAUUCCAGGAUUAACUGAAAUAAGUGUAUCUGAUUUUUCUUCAACACUUCAAUGUUUAGUACAGGGUUCUAGUGGUAGAGCAACUGGAGCGACUGCAAUGAAUGCUCAAUCAUCUCGUAGCCAUUGUAUAUUUACAUUAACCAUAAGUCAAAUGCAAGAAAAUGGUCCUGCUGACUAUAAUAUGGAUGAAACUGUGAGUACUCUGAGGUAUGCUAAUAGAGCAUUACAAAUUAAAAAUAAGCCCGUUAUAAAUCAGGAUCCAAUUACUGCCCAGAUUUCUGCACUUUCCAAAGAAAAUCAGGAUUUGAAAUUAAAAAUAGUUGCAAUGGAAACUAAUGGUUUUGUUAGUUGCCCACCAGAACAUAAUACAUUGCAAAAAACCAAUAAAGAUUUACAAGAAAAGAUACGGGCUAUGAGUCAAGUAUUAAGUGAAUACAUGACACAAAGCGCAUCCCUAAAUAUGAAAGCUUUAUUAGCUGAAACUGGGCGUGAUACAAUGAAAAAAAAUCUUGAAGAAUUAAAAAUAGAUUUUGAAAAUGCACUGAAAUGCAACAAUUUAGAAGAAUUUAAUAACAUAAAACAUAAAAUUGGCUCAAUUAUGGAUGAGCAUAAUAGAACUGAAGUAGAAAUUACUGGAGAUGACUAUGUUACUGCUACUGAAGACAUGGAUGAAGAUGAUGUAUCUGAGCCAGAUAAUGAAACUGAUCAAACUAAAGAGCAAAUGGUUAUGGAAACUAUACAGUUAAAUCGUGAACUAAACAAACUAAAUAAAGAACUAGCUAUGAAGGAACAUUUGGCUGCUAAACUAAUUGAAUCAGUUUCACAUAUUGGUGAAUACUGUCCCGAAGAAAAUACUGAAGAAUUGAAAAAUAAACUUGAACAAUUAAAACAAGAACGUGAUCAAUUGGAAGAAGCUCUUAAAGCUGCUCAAACAAACAAUAUUAAUUCUAAGUUGUCUGAACAAAGACGUAAAAAGUUGCAAGAGCUUGAACAAAAAAUAUCAAAUCUAACUAAGAAGUGUUUAGAACAAGAUCGAAUUAUUAAGAUGAAAGCUAAGAAUGAUAAAAAAGUAGAAAACUUAAAUAAUGAAAUAAAGAGCAUUAAAGUUAUGAAAGUAAAAUUAAUUCAACAAAUGAAAAGUGAAAAUGAAAAGUUCAGACAGUUUAAGUUGGAACGUGAUCGGGAACUUUGUCGUCUAAAAGAAAAUGAACGUAAACAAAAAAAUCAAAUGAUUCGUAUGGAACGAUUGCAUGUUAGGCAACAAGCAGCUCUGAAACGUAAAUUAGAGGAAGCUGCAAAUGUUAAUAAAAGACUCAAAGAUGCUCUUGCUGUUCGCAAAGCUAUUGAAGUUAAAAGAGAUGAAGCAUUUAUGCCAAAAGCUCAGCGUAUUCAAAAAUGGGUAAAUGAAGAGUUGGAUGUGCUAAUGAGUACAGUUGAUGCAGAAAAAACUUUAGAGCAGUUAGAAAUAGACCGAGAAACAAUAUAUAAAAUGAUACAGAGAUGUGAAGAACAAUUAGAAACAACAGGACUCACAGAUGAGUUUAAGUAUGGUUUGAAAAUGGAUAAAAAUGAAAUAACUGAAGAAUUACAGUUAAGAACUGCUCAGAUCAUGGACCUUAGACAGAAAAUAUUUGAUAGUAAUGAAGAACUGAUGAAGAAAAACCGUUUUGAUCAUUUAACAACUAUUGCUGAUACCAAAACUGCCUUAAAACAUGUAUUCCAUGUGGCUGCCGAUAAUAGGAGAGCUAUGUUAGAAUUACAGAAUCAAAUUGAGGAACUUAAAGCAUCUUUACUUGAAAAGAAAGAUAUUGUGAAAAGCGGAGAAAAAAAAAUAUUAGAUUUAAUGAACAAACAUCAAAAGCAAGUAGAACAACUCCAAAAAGAAUAUGAAGACAAUAUUCUAGUUUUAUUGAGGCAAUUAAAUGAAAAAGAAAGUGCAUCAAAUGGAGGCGAUGGUAGUGAAUUUACGGAACGAUUCAGGAUCUACGAUGAUCAACUUAGUAAAUUUGAACAGCUAAGAGAAGAAUUAAAUCAAAAAGACAAGCUAAUAUCAGAUCUUCAAACAGUUGUAAACAGUGGUAUUAGUUCACAUCGUUCAAAGUCUUCAAAAUCGAAAACUAUGAAUUCUUCCCCUAUAACUCCAACUAAUUCUGUGAUUGAUGAUACCAAAGAGAAUUGUGUAGAUAUUACACCAUUACGUCGACGUUUGAACAAGCUAAAACGAGAGAGCAGAAUGUUUGAACCUUCCGAAGAACGAGAAAAUCGCUUAAAUUUAAAAAGAAAUGCUGAAGGACAUCCAAUGUGUCUAUGUAUAAAAAAUUGUUUAAAAAAUAUUUGUAUGUGCCAAAAAAAGAAUUUGUCAUGUUCCAAGUAUUGUAAAUGUUCUGCUGCAGUAUGCACAAACAGACAUUCACCAAAACAUGAACCCAUCCAAGAAGAAGAAGAAGAAGAACCAUUAGAAAAUGUUAUGAACCAAACAUUUAAAAAACCCAAAACCGAAUUACCCACAAUAGCCGACAUAGCGAAUGAAACAUACGAUCAAUUUUAA